Messenger RNA from Benincasa hispida (wax gourd), 1643 nucleotides. RefSeq names its product lysine-tRNA ligase. The record is from RefSeq and is a predicted model, not a curated record. NCBI's taxonomy places the organism in Eukaryota, Viridiplantae, Streptophyta, Magnoliopsida, Cucurbitales, Cucurbitaceae.
ACAAAACAACUUCGCUUCAGUGAAUGAGUGAAAGGAAACGAAAGAACGAACAAAAGUGUUAAAGAGAAAUGACAGCAGCUAUUGCUGUUCCUUCCCCCAAAUCCGCCAUUUUAGGGCAAAAACCAUUCUUUCGCAAGGACCCUGCUUCCAGUUUUCUCGGCCGCUCGCUUAAGGGUUUCGGUUUUCAGCCCAAAUCGAGGACGAAACUUGAUCCUCUCGGUUUAAUUGUUGCUUCAGCCACUCCAUCUAGUAGCAGCGAUGGGAAUGUCAGUGAAAGAUUCUACUUCAAUUUCACUGGAUUCCCUUUUCCCCUUGGCCCCUUUCUUAAUCGCCGCACUAUAAGAACUGAGGCUGUGAAAGGUUCUAUAUGGCUUUUUGAGCAAGAACAGGCGUUGGGUUUCAGUAGUGUCUCAACAAACAUUAGGAUGACAGUCAUCAAACUCAAAUCUGGAGGCUUAUGGGUCCAUGCACCCAUUGCUCCAACCAAGGAGUGUAUUCAGCUUCUGAAAGAGUUGGAGGCUCCUGUAGAAUACAUUAUUUUACCAACGUUUGCAUAUGAGCACAAAAUUUUUGUUGGACCGUUUUCGAGAAAGUUCCCACGCGCACAGAUAUGGGUGGCACCAAGGCAAUGGAGUUGGCCAUUGAACUUGCCAUUGGAAUUUUUGGGAAUUUUUGGAGCUAAAACAUUGAAAGACGAGGAUUUAUCUGCUCCAUGGGCUGAUGAGAUUGAGCAGAAAGUUUUAAGCUCACCAGAAGUUGGGAUUGGACCAUAUGUGGAGGUUGCUUUUUAUCAUAAGCGAUCAAGAACACUGCUGGUAACAGAUGCUGUGAUCUUUGUCCCGAGACAGCCACCCGAAUGCAUUAGCAAAGAAUCCUUGUUGGCAUCAGCAAAGAAUGGUUUGGCAGUGAAACUACUAAGUAAGGGAAAGGAAGUCCCUGAAGAGCCAGUUGUUGACAACAAGAUCAACCGUCAAAAAGGGUGGGAAAGAAUGGUUCUUCAGAUACUGUUCCUUGGGCCUUCAAAUCUCUUGGAACCUAAUGCUAGUUUUGCUCAAAUGUCACAAAAACUUAUUGUUUCACCCAUAGUAAAGACUCUUGUCUUCAGCAAAGUUCCUGAAAAGGUAAGGGACUGGAUCGAUCGAAUUGUCCGAGAUUGGAAGUUCAAGAGAAUCAUCCCUGCUCACUUUGCAGCUCCAGUAAAUGCAAGUAGUUCUGAUUUCUUAACUGCAUUCGGGUUUCUUGACGACCUUCUCGGCGAGCGCUAUGUCAACCGACCUUCACUCUCUCUUCUCUUCACAUCACUCAUGGGGAAGGCUGCUAGUUACUUUCCACCUGAUGAUAUGAAGACUCUAUCAUCCCUUGACCAGUUUUUAGUAUCGGUUGGAGCCGUGAAGAAGACCGUUUCGGGCAGAAAAAGGUAACCUAGGAAAGACAAUCUCUCAAAGAUACCAGAUAAAAUUUAGCACACUCGUAUAAUUCAGUAAUGUAGAUUCACCAACCAAUGUUCUAUCUUUGACACUUGAAUAUAGAAGGUAAUCUGAUAUCCACAUAUAAGAAAUGCUGGAAGUAGAUGCACAAGAAAAGUUAUAGUGCACAAUUCAUGGUUGCAUACUACUUUGCAUUCUUUUAUCUAUUCUGCAAAA